UCCAGGUCAUGUGGUCACUCUACGUCACAGGACGCGGAAGUAAUACUCCAAAAAUGGCAGCGUCCUUGACAGGCAUGUUAUUACUGCACUGAAGUUAUAAACAUGCUGUUAAGGUACAUUUCAAUAUCAAAGACAUUUUGUAUCAGCUGACAAGACGGAACAUAACAUACCAUGGAAAAACAAGCGUUUAUUGCGUCCUUAACGGCGGGGGGCUGUGCAGGGAUGUGUGUGGAUCUGGCACUCUUCCCCCUGGACACCAUGAAGACCAGGCUGCAGAGCCAGCAGGGCUUCUACAAGGCGGGGGGCUUCAGAGGGAUCUAUGCUGGGGUCCCGUCUGCUGCCAUUGGCUCCUUCCCUAACGCCGCUGCUUUCUUCGUCACCUACGACUGCACCAAGUCCCUGCUCGGCAGAGGCCAGGACGCGGCACGCAUGGCACCUGUCAAUCACAUGUUGGCUGCCUCCCUGGGAGAAGUGGUGGCUUGUCUGAUCCGGGUGCCCACAGAGGUGGUGAAGCAGAGGACCCAGGCCUCCCCCUCCUCCACCACGUACCAGAUGCUGCUGGCCACACUCCGGGAAGAGGGUGUCAGAGGCUUGUAUCGAGGCUACAGAAGCACAGUUCUCCGAGAGGUAGGAUCCCUUCACACAGUCACACGUUGCAUUCAUUCAUUCACUCACUCACUCACAUCCUGCUCUCCUUUGCUAAUCUCUAGUGGACAAUGUAUCCGCUUGUAUCCGUUCACCCUAAUCCAUAUCCAAUGUCUGUGUGGCCGGCUACAACCAUCAACACACCUGCCAACCUUGCGACACAAACCGAUGCAGGGGCUCAAGUGUGUGCCCCUGAAACAGUGGUAACCAGAGCGCAUUCAAUAUCACACACGGAUAAAACAAGCGCCGGCCCCCUGCAACACCAAGCAGUGGCUUUUUCCAACAGGCCGAAGAGAUAUUGAGGCUUUCCACUGUUCUGAUUAGAAGCAAUUUAAUUUCUCCUGGGCUGUGUUGGGGUUGCACAUAUUGAUGUAUGGGUCUCUCUUUCUUCCCUCCACUUUCAUCUCUUUCAAUUAUAAACGAACACCGGCUCCCCUCCUAUUGCAAGUACAGCUGAUUAAUUAAUGCAAUUAGAGGCGUUAUAAAUGCAAAACAAAACGUGGAUAAAUGAGCAUUGAGCUGCUCCCCCUUGAUGGGCGCUCAGUUUUUGGUAAUGAAGCUGCCGCUCCAGGCCUGUGAUUCAUGGCGUUCCGUUUAAUCGCACCUGCACUGCAUGGUAAUGCUGAUGGAUACUGAUUCUGGUCCGCAGGGCGAGCAAGACACAGGCACCCCCAGCCC
Molecule: messenger RNA, 1323 nt
Organism: Gadus macrocephalus (Pacific cod)
Lineage: Eukaryota; Metazoa; Chordata; Actinopteri; Gadiformes; Gadidae
Gene: slc25a26
Product: solute carrier family 25 member 26
Exons: 5
Coding region: 172-852 (226 amino acids)
Cellular component (GO): mitochondrial inner membrane
Molecular function (GO): S-adenosyl-L-methionine transmembrane transporter activity
Source: RefSeq, a predicted model, not a curated record